AUGUUGCUAGAUGCCUACGCUGCAAAUUGCAGCACAACUUGGAUCACGUCUCAGGCUGAAGCAGAUACGCUUCGUCAGAAUUGUCCAAUUGUCUGGGGUCAUGUUGGCAUCGGUCCAUUUGAGGGCAAUGACACUGUCCACAUUAAUCUCGACGGUAUCCAACAUAUCGUCGGCACCCUCGGGGAAUCCCCUCUUUUCAUGGAACGCUAUAGCACUCAGCCCGAAUACACGCUCUCCGCUUCAUCUUUACAGCGAGUUGAUGCGGUCGAAUUUGGACUCGUCAGUACGAAGAUAGUGAACCUCACACUUCCUAGACUCGUUUACGCGAAUGACUACGUGAAUAUAGGGCGACGUGCCCUCGACCUCACCUACCUGGAUAUCACGAAUUUGCAUUCCGCGCGUAGCAUUACGCUUGGCGCCCCGGAUCUCAGGACGCUCCAUCACACAAGGUUACGCAAUGUGACAACCCUAUGGAUUUACCCGAUGCAAAUCGAAUCGCUCGAUAGUUUGUCUGACAAUGAGCUUGAUAUGGAGGACGUUUACAUAUACGGUCCAUUCCCGAACAUCAACAACAUUCCUAUUGGAUUCAGCUCUGUCCAGUACUUCGUAAUCUCUGCCAAUUCCUCUCUCACGCUAGGAGGCUCCUCGACAAAGAACAUGACCAUCAAUCAACUCUACCUCAAAAGUGUUACGGGGCUUAAGCGUAGCACAAAGCUUGAGACACUUGAGGCCGAUCAUCUCGAGAUAUCAAACUCCUUUCUCAUCCCGCAUCUCGAAAUCCCGUUUGAUAAUCUCAGUGAUCUUACCAUCUGGGAUGACGAUAGAAAGAUUCUGAAAUCCAUCACACUCCCCCCCCAAAGCUGUCAACUGGACAGUGGCCCUGAUCUAAAUUUGACGUCGAUAUACGGUGCCGAUGACCAAGGCAAACGCAUUCAGACUUGGUACUGGCCAAAGAAUGUCUCUGGCAUUCAUAUUGCAGGCGCCACUGUAGGAAAUGCAUUUUUUGAACCCUUUGUCGCCCAACAAAUGAGCCCCAGCAAUGACCUUCCUCCUUCGAAUUUACAAUACUUCCGGGUUUUUUCAUCGCCGAACUCUACCAGUUUUAAUUGCACGAUCUUCCGUGAGCUCGAGGAUAUCGGUCGCUUGCCAAGCGAUAAAUCUAACUUUGAGUGCGACGAUUACCACCCUAGCAGCAGCACCAGCAGUGAUACCAGCGGUGCUAUUCCUAUUCAAGCACCAAUCACCCUCAGCCUUGUUAGUGCCAUGCUUGGGAUUUGUAUCUGGAUGCUGUGA
Penicillium vulpinum is the source of this 1293-nucleotide messenger RNA. RefSeq lists its product as uncharacterized. Bases 1 to 1293 code for a protein of 430 amino acids. The record is from RefSeq and is a predicted model, not a curated record. NCBI's taxonomy places the organism in Eukaryota, Fungi, Ascomycota, Eurotiomycetes, Eurotiales, Aspergillaceae. The transcript has 3 exons.